UUGGCGGGUUGCCGCCAGGAGCCUUGUGCGCAUGCGUCAGUGCUACUCUAAUCUAACAUAAUCGGCAGAAACAUGAGCUUCGCUAUCGUGGAGAAAGGUGCGUUUCCUUCUUGAGAUAAACUUUGAUAUUGUAAUGAGAAGCGUAACAUUAGUAUUUCUUGGGGUGGUGUUCGCGUCUGCUGAAGUACAACCUGAAUAGGUAUCCAGGCACUAGCGGUCCAACGACUGCAAGUUAAGGCUACGGAAACAAACGGUGUCCAGUUAGCUAGCUGGAUACUGAAUAUAUUGCAGUUAUACGGCUCGUUUAAUCGUUACUUUUUUAAAUAGUCUCAAACGGCGUUUUAAGAUGGGAUUUAAACAGCAGUGUGUUUGUAAGAGAAAUUCGACUACGUAUCUAGUCGUAUAGAUUUGAGCUCUUCAUAUGCACAGGGGCAGACCGAAAACAAAACAGAACCUUACGCUUCGAAUUCUAAUUAAUUUAACCGUAAUACUAUUUUCUGUUCGGCGUUUUAAACCACCUUUGAUCCAUACAGCACAGAAUUGCUGGGGAGCAUAUCGGAGACCGCUUAAGGCACACGGUAUGGGUACAGUCCAUCACAGGGCACAAACACAAUCUCUCCAUGGGACUUCAAGUGAAGCCAGUGCACCAUACUGCAUCUUUAUGGAUUGUGGGAGGAAACUGAAGUACCCAGAGGAAACUGAUACAAUAUGGGGAGAACUUAAUGUUUUUAGUAUUCUGCCUGUAGGUGGCAUAAUGAUUAAAGAUAUGAAUGUUACAUUUAUACAGCGCUUUCCAAAACGCCCAAAGAGCUUUACAGGACCAGUGGGGAGCCAUUUCGACCCCCACCACCGUGUAGCCCCCACCUGGAUGAUGCGACGGCAGCCAUUCAUUCUGGGCCAGUAUGCUCACCACCCAGUAGCUAAGGUGCUGGUGAAUUCUAGUUGGAAUUCAUCAACUAGAUACAGGGAUGAUUAGAAGGCCAUCACAGUGGGCAGUUUUAGCCUGGGCAUCAGGGUAUCACAUUUUCGAAGAACACUGAAGGAUCUGACCUCUGAGAGGCAGGACCCUGGUUUGAUGUCCCAUCCAAAGGACGGCACCAUUUUUACAGCACAGUGUCCCUGUCAAUGCACUGGGACAUUGGAAUCCAUACUGACUACAAGAUGGGCUAACCUGUCAGCCACACCAACAUCUCUUCCAGCAGCAACCCAGCUUUCCCAGUUGGUCUCCCAGCCAGAUGUCGGUGUACGGGUGCAGGGUCGUCCACCGCCAGCGCCAUGAGGGGCUGCAGCAGCUGGUGACGUUGGCAGGCUCUGCACGCUCUUUCCUAGGCCCCGAUAAAAGGUACAAGUUCGUGGUAGAUGAGGAUGACGGCGGGUCCAGUCUGGUGUGCUCUCCCCUGCGGCUGCUGGAAAGCAUGGACACUGGCUGUGCGGCAGUGCAGCUGCUCCUCGAGACGGUGCAGGCCCAUCUGAAAAGCUUCCACAUGGGGACAGUGACCCUGGUGUUUAUGGUUGGGGCGUGGAGCUCGGCAGCUCUGGAGUGCCUCCGUGAAGGUAUCCCUGUGCAUGAUGUUGUUUCGUCUAUGACUGAGGGCCUGGAAUUGUGCUCUGAGGCCUGUCAGAUGAGUUGUGUGUCCCUCAAGGAGGUUGUUCGCCUUGUUGGUUGUGGACCAAGAAGGCAGGGGAAUUCAACAGUUGCUUCUGCCCAGGGUUCUGAAAGAGUAUCAAAUGGGUCACAGAUCAUUUCUGUUGCUACUUGCUUUUCUCAUCUGCCAGCUCAAGGUGUAAGCAAGUCUAGAUGCCUGGCUGGGAGAUCUUGUCAAGAUAACAAGUUUCCCACAAUGAUUAGACACAAUCUAAAACUGAGACAUAGUAGACAUUUCAGUCAAAAUGAGGAGACCACUGGGACAGAAGUGGGCUGCAAAAGGUCAAUUGAGUCAUCGUUCUUGCCUCGGCACAAUUUUGAAUACCAAGACAUUGCCUUCCUUGCAAAUACUGUCUGCCAUGGUAGUGAUAGCUUAAUGAAGUUAGUCACAGAGGCAAGCAGGAUUCAAACAGAGAACGCAAGAUGUGGAGAUUUUAGUAAAUGUGUUUUCGAUGUCAGUAAACUGGUCACAUGCUUGCUGCCUGGCUUCUCAGAGGAGUGCUCAUGUGUGGCAUCAGGAUUGGUCACAUUUGCGUCUGUGGAGCAGGCUUCGAUAGUCGAUCGCCUGAAGGAUCAAAAUCUCCAUGUCGCCCUCAUCGGCGGAGAUCUGAGUGAGAAGUACCGGCAUCUGGGCUACAACAAGCCCUCUGACAUCAGGAACAUCGGCGUAAGUUUGAACCCGAUGAAGCCAAGCAGGGGAGAUAAGUGGGUGGCUGAUGUUUCAGAAAUGCUGCUACGGCUGAAGGUGAACGUGCUUCUGGUGAAUGGGGUCGUGUCUGAAGAUCUUGCCGAGGCCUGCUUCCGGCACAACAUCCUCAUCAUUGAGCGGGUGAGGCCCGAAGUUUUGAAGGACUUCGCCAAAGCGACAGGAGCAAUACCGGUGACUUAUGCCACGCAGUUGUGUGAGCUUUGUGUUGGAGGUGGCGUGCAGGUGACCUUCUGGGGCGGCCCUGGUCGGAGAAGAUCAAAGAGACACAGGGCUGUGGGUGUGAAAAUCGGGGCAAUGGGAUCGGCGCUGGUCACAGUGGUCAUUGCGAGUGCCGUGCAAGCCAAGCUGCAAGCCUUGGAGGAUCGCUUUUGGGGUUGCGCCUACAGGCUGCACCAUGCACUCCUGGAUGGGAAGCUCCUUCCGGGAGCUGGGGUGACUGAAAUGCUUUGCGUAAAACACCUCUUGAAAGCAGCUGAAGAUAAUGUCAAGCAGGAGCAUGACAGUGGAAUGGGGUCCACAUAUGCUUCAAGGGGACACAGUCCCUACAGAUCAAUCGUAUUGCAGCGCAUGUCACGUGGCUGGGUGGAUUACGUCGCCAUGCUGAUGUCCAGCACCGGCAAGUGCUCGUCAGAGCUGGAAGCCUGUACAGUCCUUGGGCAAGAGCUGAGGCCUGAGGCUUCAAGGUCAACCCGGCUGAGUGGCUUCUGGGAGCAACCCUCAGGGCAGGGCAUAGGUGAUGGACAAACCGCAGCCAUUUAUGACAACGUAACUGUAAAACUAGAGGCCUGGAGGAGAGCUCUGGACUUGGUGCUAACAGUGCUCCAGACAGAUGUGGAGAUUAUCACCGGCAUCUCCAGCACCGAUGUACAGGGGCUGGAGGAUUUUCUGCUGCUGUAAAUCUAAUAAAUAAAGCAUUUUGUAUAGUGAA
Molecule: messenger RNA, 3282 nt
Organism: Paramormyrops kingsleyae
Lineage: Eukaryota; Metazoa; Chordata; Actinopteri; Osteoglossiformes; Mormyridae
Gene: bbs12
Product: Bardet-Biedl syndrome 12
Biological process (GO): photoreceptor cell maintenance; chaperone-mediated protein complex assembly
Molecular function (GO): ATP binding
Source: RefSeq, a predicted model, not a curated record